CACGAUACUCUAGAUCUGGGCUGCGAAGCUUCGAAAGUAUGAUAUCACACGAAGUGACGAACCCCACUGGAGCGCCGCUAAAGGCUCUGGCAGGCUUUAGCUGAAACCUGGAUUCAGCAGCUUGCCAUCGUUUACACACCAGCCUAUAUUAUCAUUCUACACCAUGCCUGUCAUUUCAGUCGGCAUGCCUCUUGGACCAGGAUCCUCAACUUGUGGCUACUGUGGACCACCGGGAGCGCGAAGUAAUACUGAGACGAACUUCAAGAAAGCAGGGCUUUUUGCCUCACAACUGUCAUGCGAAGUCUAUCAAAAGAUGAUUGACCGAGGGUGGAGACGAUCUGGGACAUAUUGUUAUGCUCCUGAUCUAAGACGCUCCUGCUGUCCUCAGUACACUAUCAAGCUUGAUGCGAUAGCAUUCAAGCCCUCUCGCAGCCAAAGAAAACUCAUCAACCGAUGGAAUCACUUUGUUAUGCAAGGUCACAAAUCUGAGACUAGCGACUCUCUGCUACAGGGUGUUGCCUCGAAACCAACCAGACCAUUCAAGUCAGAGGGUAAUGCUUCGAAGCGCGACGCUCCAAAAUUUUCACUGUCUACUUCGAUACACGCUGCUGAGGCCAACAUUAUUCCUCCAAAUGAAACAGCCCGUCAUAAAUUUGAGGUUACACUUGAACCAUCAACCUACUCAGAAGAGAAAUACACGCUUUACACGCUAUACCAAAGCCAGAUCCACCACGACACAAACAACACACCGGGAGAUUUCAAGCGCUUCCUCGUGAAAAGCCCGUUGAUAAAUGAACCUAUCCCAUAUCCUGCAAGCGCACCUGACCAUCUUCCGUCACAAUAUGGUUCUUUUCACCAGAUGUACCGCCUUGACGGCGAAUUGAUCGCCGUGGGUGUAAUUGAUAUCUUGCCUGGUUGCGUCUCCAGCGUGUAUUUCAUGUACGAUCCAAGGCACGAAAAACAUUCCCUUGGGAAGCUCAGUGCCUUGCGAGAGGCUUCAUUGGCCACAGAGAUAUACAAUGCAGGCGCUAUUAACGUGACGUCACUUUGUAUGGGGCUUUACAUCCACUCUUGCCCAAAAAUGAAGUAUAAGGGCGGAUAUGCGCCUUCAUAUAUCGCCGACCCUGAAGAAUUUACGUGGUUUCCUUUGGCAGAUUGUAUUCCACAACUAGAGAGGUUUCGAUAUGCCGCUUUUGUGCACCCCGAAAAUUCGUUAGAAGGUCCACAGGAUCCUGGUGAAGGCCCUCCUGUUCGCGUCUCCGAGGAGCUGCUCGCCGAAGUCAUGGUCAUCUAUUCCAUGCAACAGGGGGCGAUAUCUAUAAUCCCUAUUACUUCAUCUGACCGGUGGGACGAUGAAUAUAGUCGUGAGGAGAUUUUGAGCUGUAUCGGUGCUCUAGGAGAUGAGUUGUCGAAGGAAAUCAUAUUCCGGCAAUAGAUGAUGGCUUUUUCUUUCUAUUCACGAUCAAUAUCGUUAGCUCAAGUAGACUCAUUUUAACUGUCGCGCGGACGCUCUCGGGAUGUACAAACCAAUGGACUUCGCCUCAUUUCAGACAAUUCAGAACCCAGUAGUAGAGGCACGUGAUCGUGUCUGAGGUGUCUUUCAUGCAGC
Molecule: messenger RNA, 1609 nt
Organism: Suillus clintonianus
Lineage: Eukaryota; Fungi; Basidiomycota; Agaricomycetes; Boletales; Suillaceae
Product: arginine-tRNA-protein transferase
Exons: 11
Coding region: 164-1435 (423 amino acids)
Biological process (GO): protein arginylation
Cellular component (GO): cytoplasm
Molecular function (GO): arginyl-tRNA--protein transferase activity
Source: RefSeq, a predicted model, not a curated record